AUGUUCAACACACACAGCUCCCAGGCCCUCCCUUGCUGCACAUGCGACAUCACGGCCUUUUGGGUUCUCCCCCUCUUCCCCCCCGCCCCCACCCUCUUCCACCCAACUCCCCCUCCCAUCUCCCUCCCUCCACCCAACCCCUCCUCCCAUCUCGCCCUUGCCCUCCCCUCCUCCCUGCAGGCUCCACAUGGCUCUUCAACGUCGUCCGCCCACUCGGGCCAUCUGGCGCUCUCCUAUUGGCUGCACUCCGUCUCCGCCAGAAAGCUGCGUGCCAGGGGGCUCUCGCCACUCACCAGCCGCGGACCAGGGGUGGGAGGGGGGUUGGCGGAGGGAACAGGGGGAUCCACAGAGGAAACGGGGGGGACGGGGGAUGGUGAAGGGGUGGGGACGGAUGGAGGGGAGUGGGGAGGAGUGAACGUGGUGGUGAAGACACACGAGUGGGCGGAGGGGUGGGAGGUGGGCGAGUGGAUUCGGGUGGUGCUGCUCACUGAGAGGGACGUGUGUGGCGUCGCUGACUCAUACCUCCGCGUCGGCUGGUUACCACACAGCAUGCCUCCCAUCAGGGCCACCCGUCCCACCACCAUCACUGGAAGGAGAGCGCAUUUCUCCUCUUCCCUCUCGUUCACCGUCCCCCCUUCCCUUUAUCUAAACCUUCCUUUCCCUCUCCACGCCCGCAUGCAAGUGCAUCAAGGCCUAUUUGCAAUCCUACCUGCGUGCAUCAAGGCGCACAUGCAGGCCUACCUGCGCGACCAUCACUGCUGGAAGCAGCACGUCGCUCUCAUCAUCCCCUUCGCCUCCAUCGUGCCGCUCGGCAGCCCCUCGGAGCUGCUCUGCCUCUCGCGCCUCGCUGCCCUCCUGGGCCUCUUUUCAAUGGAAGGGGAAGCACUAGGGUCGGCAAAAGGGGUGGUGGAAGGGGUGGCGGAAUGGGAGGCAGAAUGGUCUGGGCUUGAGGGGAGUGAGCGCAGUGAGGAGAGAGGGACGGCUGGUGGGAGGGCAGUGAGCGCGCAUGCCGUGUCAAGAGCCCUUGCUCAGCUGCUAGUCCCCACAGGUACGACCUUCUCGCCUUUACUUUGUGCUGCACCGAAGGUUGGCGAUCCAGCAGGCAAGCUGAGACCUUCAUGCUGUCGAGACUAA
Closterium sp. NIES-65 is the source of this 1134-nucleotide messenger RNA. The record is from the annotation of a GenBank genome assembly. NCBI's taxonomy places the organism in Eukaryota, Viridiplantae, Streptophyta, Zygnematophyceae, Desmidiales, Closteriaceae.